CAAAAUGAAAACAGCUUGCCACUUUACAUUUUUUGUUGUAAAAACAGUUAGUGGUUUGUGGUUAACACAGAAUUCUCUUAGUAUGCAUAUUAUACCCGUAAAUCACCCUAGUGGUAAAUUGGACUGAUAUUUACGUUUUUGACUCAUGGGCGACUAGGGUACGACCCUGCACAGUGAUGACAGACACGAUACAGAAUAUCUAUAACCCGUAAACAAUGUACACAUUGUUGCGCGCAAAUUGUAGAACGGCCCAGGUUUUAUCCGCAUUGUACAAAACCAUUGGCCACAAGAACAAAUGGCCCGACAUGUUUAAGCAAUUUGUAUUUGCAUCAGAGACUGCGGAAUUCGCUUUUUUUUUUCUUUUUCUUUUCGGCUGAAAAAAUUGUGAUAAUUAUUAGAUUGGCGAAUCUUUUUUUCUUCUCCCUGGGCUUGAGUGACAAGCAGUCCUGAUCUCGCCAUGGAGACGGAUGGUGAUCAGAACUCUGGCUCUGCCAAUGGGAACACAGCCUCUGGGGGAAAUUCCCGCCCCACACAGAUAGCGCAGAUGUCGCUGUAUGAGAGACAGGCUGUACAGGCUCUCCAGGCGUUGCAGAGGCAGCCCAAUGCAGCUCAGUACUUCCAGCAGUUGAUGCUCCAGCAGCACAUCAGUAGUGCUCAGCUCCACAGUUUCGCAGCCGUGCAGCAGGCUACACUUGCAGCCAGCAGACAGGCCAAUUCUCCCAAUGCCAGCUCUGCGCAGCCCACCAGUACAUCCCAAGCUACCGUGAACUUAACAACAUCUUCUGGGGGCGGUGCCUUGCUCACCUCACGAGCCACGGGACCCACCCCCACCACGCAGGCUGGUGCUCUGAACCAGUCAGUGCUGCUGGGCAGUGCAGGGGCGGGGCAAGGGCAGAUGUAUCUCAGAGUGAACCGCUCUUUGAGAACUCCCCUCUCCUCUCAGUUCAUUCUUAUGCCGGGCGGGGCUGCUGCCGUGGCAACAGUCCAGCAGCAACAACAACAACAACAGCAGCAGCAGCAACAACAGGAUGUCCCUCCUACCAACACCAGCGGCCAUUCCGACACUGACCAGGUUCAGAACCUGGCACUGCGUUGCUCUCCCAGCUCUGCAGUGGUGUCUGUCUCAGCUGCUCCGGGACCUGCUCAGAGAACCGCUCUGCCCAAAACAGAGAGCGUAGGACAGGGGGAGAAGAAAGCAGGAGGAGAGGUGGAGAGUGGAGGCGGAGGAGUGGGCAUCAAUCUCACCAGAAAUACCAGCAACUCGCAGGCUACUCUCAUUACUACAACACCUUACUCAUUGCUUCAACAGCAGUUCACUUCUCACCAACAACAAAAAACAAAUCAGAGCCAACAGCACCAGCAGCAAGUUUUAAUGCAUCACCAGCAGCAAUCAGCAAGCAGCCUGGCUACACACCACGCAAACCAGCACCAGCAAGCAAACAACACGGCCACAUCCAUGCAGCAGACACACCAUUGCAGUGCAUCCAGCGCCAACGCAACUUCGAACAACUCCCACUGCCUUGCGUCACUGGCCAAUGCAGCCGCCCACCAGCAGCAGCACCCCAGCUCGUCCCAAUCCUCCCAGCAGAUGGUCCUCCAUACCUCCACUCCCAGUUACCAGCCCCGAGCCAUCACUUCAGUGACCAACACCGCUCAGAUUCUGCACACCUCGGUGGCGGUCGGGCUGUCACAGAGCACCCAGUCCUUAGGGGGAGCCCAGACUCUGGUGGUGCAACCAUUACCGCCCCAGAAUCAGACCUAUGAAAACAGCUUGUCAGUAACCCGUCACAGCAACCUGACACCAGUUCCCAUACAACCCAAAACCAGUUCACAAAUGGUGACGGCCGCCACCCAACUUAAGAUCCCAGUUCCAGGUUCCCAUUCCCAUUCCCACUCACAGUUCCCAGUCAAACACCCUCCUCCCAUUUUACCGGCCCCCCCUUCUCACGCUCCCCACAUUCCGGUUCAGCUGGUAGGAGCCAGGCAGCCAGGGCAAGCGAGUGCCCAGGCUUUAGGCCUAACCCAAGCGAUCGCCGUUAGCAGCGCACAAAGCUGUAACAGUAACAGCAUUGCAAUGGGUCACAUUCAUAAUAUUCAAACUCCGCAAACACUACACAGCGGAGUUGCUCAGCAACAUGUGCAUGUCAAGCCUAUCUCUGGGUCCGUCCAUGACAACAGCCAGGCCAAUCCGAAUCAGCAAGGCGGAGGAGGCGGGAAGGUCCAGCAGCCAAUGGGAUCUGGUAAUGUGGGAGUGUCUCCCACCACCACUUCUUUUGGUAUGGGCUUCUCUUCUUCGGUGACGACAGCAGCUGUGUUGCCCCAGCAACUGCAGUUAACACAGCAACAGAGCCCGCAGCAUCAGCAGAAACAACAGCCCCAGAUUGUCAGACCCUGUUCUGGUGCCAUUUGCGGUUCUGUUUUGGGGCCUGAAAGCGUUAGCGACGCUAGUGCCGCCGCGCAGACCACUGCGACGGAUGAGACAGCGAAGACAGGAGCUGUUGCAGCCAGCGGAGUAUAUGUGCAGCCACUGCAACUGCAGGGUAAGCAGCCAGUGGGAGGAAUAAAAAGAAAGGCAGAGGUGGAUGAACAGAAUGAGAAAAAGAAAGAGAGCCCCCCCUCCCUUCAUCCCUCAUUGGAGGGGCCGUACCAAAAACCAGACAACACCCCAGAGAAAAACCAGGCCGCAGACCUCACUCCACUGGACCCCUCUCUCUCCAGCCCCUCCCCUGCCUCCAGGGGUGAGGCCUCAGGCCCCUCCCUCUUGUCCAGCGGUCGCCACGGGAACGAUUCCAAGCCUCCCCAGGCCAUUGUGAAACCACAGGUUCUGACUCAUCUCAUCGAGGGCUUUGUGAUUCAGGAGGGCGCAGAACCUUUCCCUGUGGGUGGACCAGUGAAAGACAGACAGGAAGGAGUGUCCCCUCUCCUAGCCCCAUCCCCUUCCUCACUUCCUGAUCACUAUUAUCAAAACACAGUCUCGAAUGGGAAGUCCUCUCUACUGAAGUGCGAGUACUGUGGGAACCUGGAGCCCGCGCAGCAGUUCAGAGGAUCCAAGCGCUUCUGCUCCAUGACCUGUGCCAAGAGGUACAACGUGAGCUGCAGUCACCAGUUCCGCCCAAAACAUAAGAAGGUGAAGGGGGCCGGGCUUGGGGAUGGGGGAGGAGUCAGGAUGAGGCGCAGGGGUCCUCACAGGAGCAGCAGCGAGAUUGCCCGUGCAAAAAUCACUGGCAGACACCUUGAUAUCAAGACUCGCUCUGAUUCCAGCCGAGGCUCGGAUGAGAACUCCAGCUAUGAAGACGAGGCUCCUUCCCCAAGCCCCUCCCCUUCCUGCUCUCGACCCUCCCACUCUGAGCAGGCUGCGCGUGAUUCAUCCGGACCCGGAGCCGCUCCUGCUGAGCUGCCAUUGGACGGUGGGCCUCACUUCCUGUCUGGGAGUCCCGCCCACUGGAGUGUGGAGGAAGUGUGCGAGUUCAUUUCCUCUCUGCAAGGCUGCCAAGAGGUGGCGACGGAGUUUCUGGCGCAGGAGAUCGACGGGCAGGCCCUGCUGCUUCUUAAGGAAGAGCACCUGAUGACCGCCAUGAACAUCAAGCUGGGACCAGCAUUGAAGAUCUGUGCGCGCAUCAACAUGCUGAAGGAGGGCUAGGGAACGAGUCAGAGAUGGAAAAAAGACUCCCAUCGCACAGCGGUUUGAUCCAUUCCUGGUUUUACUAUUGAGUUUUACCCAAACUUGUAAUAAAACCUGGACUGGGUGCAAGUGCUAUGCAAUAGGAGCCUUAUUUCCAUCCCUAAGAGUCUGUCAAGGGUGACGUUCAAACAGGGUUCAGGAACACCAGUGAACGCGCGCGCACACAAGAGUCAGUCUAUAUAAACAGUGGUGGAACUAAAUGAUAACAAAAAAACAACAUCUCUAACAGUGUGUGUGAAUCUCUUUAAGGGUAUUUUUUGUCUUUUAAAAGGAAAGUAAAAUGACCGUUCUGGUCCUUAUUUAAGAUGUAGGAUCUACACACUGCCACUGCUUAGAUCAGUUGAACAGACCCCACAGUCCCCAAAAUAAGAUUUGUAAAAAGUUUUGUGAACAGUCACCAAGAUUUAAUGGAUUACAGCCACAUGCAAUCCAAGGAGGCAAUAGGAGUCUUAUGAUAAAAAUCUGGAAAGGAUUUAAGUAGAACAAUGUAAACUGUCUUUAAAAGAUGGCAGUGGUAAUGUUACUGGUGCGCUAAUAAGAGUUAAAGGAAUAUAUAUCCUUGGUUAGUCCCCCUUUGAAGAGGGACCAGUGAUGAUGUUGCUAUUGUUAAAGGAAGGUAAGGAAGUUGAUUUUUAAGAACACUUGAUCAGCACUUCUUUUAAAGGUGUGGGGGGGGGGGGCAGUGAUAACGUUGCUAGGGCUAAUUUAGAGGUAAGAAAAUACAUUUAAAAACCUUGGGUAGCACUUCCUUUAAUAAUCCUGUUUGCAGUGUGACUUGGGAUUUUUUUUUUUUUGUAUGGUUUCAGGUUUACAAGUAGACUGUCAUAGCAGGCAGGAAUACAUAGUGUUGAAUGUAGAACAUACAGACUUAGUGUGUGUGCAAGACUGUCCUGGGCAAAAUACUUGAGGUGCAGCAGAGGCCUUUCAUGAUUAGCGUCCAGACAGACAGACAGACAGACAGACCGACCACAGCCAAGUCAAACCUGUUGAUCAGUACUGUAUGCGGUCCUGUCUACUAGAAUACUAGAAGCAAAUAAACUUAAUGAAGUUUAAUAGUGUUUCUAAUAGUUUAAUAGAUGAUACUAUGACUGUCUACCUGAACCUCAAACCAAACCAAAAGAUGUGUUUGUGAAUCCCUCUUUAUACACAACGUUGAGUGUGAGUGAGUCUCUCAAUGCAGGAUGUAGCUUGGUUAUAAACAGCAAUGGUGUAAAAAAGUUACAUUCACCUAAAGAGAGAAGCUACUGAAUGGAUCCUCACCAUGUAGGUCUAUUUUUAAUUAACCCACUGAAAACUCCACACAUUAUACUGAACUAUAUAUAUAUAUAUAUAUAUAUAUAUAUAUAUAUAUAUAUAUAUAUAUAUAUAUAUAUAUAUAUAUAUAUAUAUAUAUAUAUAUAUAUAUAUAUAUAUAUAUAUAUAUAUAGGUUACCAAUUAAACAAAUUUGAUUUGUUGAAAUAAAAUCUGUGACUUCAGCAUUUGUAAAUGACAGUAAUGCAGUACAACGUACUGUAGUACUGAUACAGUACAGGUUAACUCCCCCAGCUUCAGUUAGAUAGCUGCUAGCAUUCACAGAUAAAGCAGGGAGCCUGUUUUUUCUGCCUUAUAUUAACCCUGAUAUUUAUCCAGAAAUGAGUUUGUGUUUUUUCUCAGUCCAGAAGCAUUUAUAACUAUUUUAUAACCAGCUUAUACAACGAGUUUGGUGUGUGCUUUGUGAAACUUCACUUUCCCAAUUCAGUAUUUGGGAAUUUUGCCUUUUUUCCCCCAAAUUGGUGCUUAAAAAAACAACCAAUGUGAAACACCAUUGUUAGUAAUUUUUUUUUUGUAAUAUAGUACAGUAUAUAUUAGUAACCAUUAGGUUAUUAGAUUGUCUUCAGUUGCAGUGUUUAAAAUGUUUUACAAUGGGAAAAAAGAAAGAAAGGCAGACCGACAGACCUUGGUUCUUAAACACACAGACAGACAGUGCUCCACAAUCAUGUUCAGUUGAACACUGCAAUAUCAUUUCUUGUUGUCUGUAAUCUUUCUGUGCACUCUGCUUUAUUAGAAUAAAGUAAAGAAAGAUCUUGGUUCUUAAAGCUGCACACAGACAGACAGACAGUGCCCCACAAUCAUUACCCUGAAUAAUAAUAAAGACAAGACUGAAUGUAAAUAUAUUAUAGAAAUCAAAGAAUCAAUGCAGCACAAUAGCACUGUAUGCAAAGAUGAACACAGUAAUUGAAAAGUGCUUUUCGUUUGUUUUGGUUCGUUGUCCACCAUUGUCCAAUUGUGAUGAAACGUAGUUAUUGAAAGUAUUAGACUCUACACGGUGCCUCUCCAUUUUCAAUGUGCAAAUGGUGGAUGUAGGUCUUGGUGAUUUUUUUUUUUCCUUUAUCCAUUCAUGUUUUUUAUGAAGGGUUGUUCUUUGCAGCUGUGGCGGGGAUGUGUAUGUCGCUGGCACAUUUGUAUAGCCAGCCGUCGGCCAGGAAUGUUCAUUUUACCAGUCAACUGCUUAAUCUUCACAAUGUAUUGUCACAAGUCCUUUAUCAAUGACUUAUUUACAAACAAAAAUACAAGUAUUAUUAGUAAUAGUAGUAGUGGUAUUAUUAUUAUUAUUAUUAUUAUUAUUAUUAUUAUUAUUAUUAAUUGUAUUUUUUGUUUCCUAGAAUUAUGUCUGGGUAACGCAAGUCAUUUUUGUUACCCACUGAGGACAUCUUCAAAUCUUAGCUCAAAGUUUUCCCCUAUAGUACCAAUGUUGUGUCAAGUCCAGUCCCCAAGUUUAAAUACAGUGCUGUAGACUACAAUCAGAUUCAUAUGUUCAACAAACUGCUAUUGACUAAUUGAAUUAUUAUUUUUUUUUUAAUAUAUACAGUUUAAAAUUUUCAAGCCUAGUUACACUAAUCUGUUGCACAGGAAUAAAAAUCAAAAGUAUUUUUUUUUUGGAAUACAAGUCAUAUAUAUAUAUAUAUAUAUAUAUAUAUAUAUAUAUAUAUAUAUAUAUAUAUAUAUAUAUAUAUAUAGUAAUCCGUUGCAUAUCCGACUGCAGUGGGAUCAGAGUAAGGACGGAUAUGUAGAAAAUCGUAUGAAUGAAUCCUGUUUUAAAUACCAUUAUACAUAGCUGUAACAAUUACUAUGUUCACACAAUUAUUGUUUUGAGAUUCAGCUUUUAUUGGGGAGCUCCCCUAAAUCCCUUGUGUGUGUAUUCGCUGCUGAGUGACAGGCAGGAUAGCGAGGUAGAGGUUAAAAUUGGUACACCCCGCAGGCAAACAGGAUUUAUUUACAUAUCAAGUCAACACACUGAAUACCACACGUGACACUACCAGCAAAGGCAGUGCAUGGAGUACAUACAACACUGUGUAAGUAAACUUUGGUAGGAUCUACAAUCUCUGAACAAAUUUUCUCUGGUGGAUAUGUGACGGGCAGAUAUGCGACAGAUUACUAUAAAAAAAAGUUUAUUCUUAAAAAAAAAAACUGUUCUUUGAAUCUUUUAACAAGUGUAUUAAUUAAUAACGCAGAGUCUCAUAGUCACAUUGAUGACCAUUUUUAAAUUCCUAACCUGAAAAAAAAACUCAUUUGUAUUAUUUCAUACUUAUGUACUACAUACAUAAUAAAUACUUGUUUUAAAAUCUGAAA
Messenger RNA from Acipenser ruthenus (sterlet), 7292 nucleotides. Its product is annotated as polyhomeotic-like protein 1. The coding region runs from base 458 to 3640 and encodes 1060 amino acids. The transcript is spliced from 15 exons. Lineage: Eukaryota; Metazoa; Chordata; Actinopteri; Acipenseriformes; Acipenseridae. Gene Ontology annotation, molecular function: protein binding; zinc ion binding. The record is from RefSeq and is a predicted model, not a curated record. Gene Ontology annotation, cellular component: nucleus; PRC1 complex.